Molecule: messenger RNA, 1776 nt
Organism: Microthlaspi erraticum
Lineage: Eukaryota; Viridiplantae; Streptophyta; Magnoliopsida; Brassicales; Brassicaceae
Source: the annotation of a GenBank genome assembly
AUGAUUUGGACUCACUCGAUCGAAGAAUUGUGGACGAGAAAGAAAGUCUUCUCUUCGAUUAUUCUCUGCUUCUUCUCUAGUUUUGAUCAGAUCAGUAAAAUUCUCAAAUCUAAGAUCUCUCUUCCUUUCUGCAUCUCUUUCUCCAUACCUUGUGAUCCUUGUAUCAAUAAAAUUUCUAACUGGCUUGACGAGAAAGUAGCUUGUAUACAUAACCUGGAGAAGAAUCUCACGGCUCUGGUGACAUCCAUGGAAGAGCUCAAGGCUAAGCGUGAUGAUCUGUCAAAAAGGGUCACAAGAGGGGAGGAUAGAGGUCAGCAAAGGCUUGCCGAAAUCGAGGUAUGGCUUAAUAGAGUUGCAAGUAUUGAAAAAAGAGUCAGUGAUCUUCUUAGUGCUAGAGAUGAUGAGCUUCAAAAGCUGUGUCUUUGUGGGUUUUGCUCUAAGAGUUUAAGAUCGAGUUAUGGUUACGGGAAAAAAGUUUUCUUGACGUUAAAGGAGGUUGAGACACUCCAUAGUAGAGAAUUUGAAGUGAUUGUUGAGGAAGCUCAAACACCUCGGAUGGAAGAAAGACCUCUUCAACCCACAAUUGUUGGUCAAGAAACGAUGCUUCAAAAGGCAUGGAAACAUCUCAUGGAAGAUGGAGUUGGAAUGAUGGGUUUGUAUGGUAUGGGCGGAGUAGGGAAGACCACACUUCUCACACAGAUCAACAAUAAGUUCAGCGACGUAAGUAGUGGAUUUGAUUUUGUGAUAUGGGUCGUGGUGUCUAAAGAGUUACAUGUAGAGAAGAUUCAAGAUGAAAUUGCUGGGAAAGUUGGUCUUGAUGGAUUUUUGUGGGAGAUAAAAGAUAAGAAUAAAAAAGGCGUACGUUUGUACAAUUUCUUGAAGAAAAAGAGAUUUGUGUUGUUUUUAGAUGACAUAUGGGAGAAGGUGGAUUUAACAGAGAUUGGAGUCCCGUUUCCAACAACACAAAACGGAUGCAAAGUUGCCUUCACCACUCGUUCCCAAGAAGUAUGUGAUCGGAUGGGGGUUGAAGACCCAAUGGAAGUCCAAUGUUUAGCGGACAAUGAAGCAUUUGAUUUGUUCCAAAAGAAGGUUGGACAAAGAACAUUAGGAAGCCAUCCGGAGAUCCCUGAACUUGCAAGAAUAGUUGCUAAAAAAUGUUGUGGCCUACCAUUGGCACUCGAUGUCAUAGGGGAGACCAUGUCAUGCAAGAGGACGAUACAAGAAUGGCGUCACGCGAUAGAUGUUUUGACUUCGUACGCUAUAGAGUUUUCUGGUAUGGAAGAUAAGAUCCUUCUCCUUUUGAAGUAUAGCUACGAUGACCUUAAGGGUGAGGAUGUUAAAUCAUGUUUGUUGUAUUGCGCUUUGUUUCCAGAAGAUUAUAAUAUUGAUAAAGAAGAAUUGAUAGACUACUUGAUAGGCGAAGGUAUUAUAGAUGGAAGUGAGGGUAUAGAGAGGGCUGAGAACAAGGGGUAUGAGAUAAUUGGUGAUCUUGUCCGUGCAUCCUUGUUGAUGGAAGAAGUUGGAACAGAACAAGUGCAUAUGCAUGAUGUUGUUCGCGAAAUGGCCUCGUGGAUUGCAUCUGAACUGGGAAGAGAAAAGGAGGCUUUCAUUGUGCAUGCAAGUGUUGGGUUAAGUGAAAUUCCAAAGGUUAAAAAUUGGAAUGUUGUGAGAAAGAUGUCACUGAUGAAGAAUAAGAUUCGCAAUCUCGAUGGCAGUCCUGAAUGUCUCCAACUCACAGCUUUUCUCAUGCAACAUGUGGGCGUGUUGUGGCAUUGA